Messenger RNA from Adineta steineri, 1998 nucleotides. Lineage: Eukaryota; Metazoa; Rotifera; Eurotatoria; Adinetida; Adinetidae. The record is from the annotation of a GenBank genome assembly.
AUGAUGAAUUCAAAUGUUGUUACGGCUGCAGGAAUAGGUAUUAGAGGAUCUGCUUCGAAUCAACUCGAUGGUCCUUUUGGAAUCUUUGUUGAUGUGAAUUCCGAUUUAUAUGUAGCAGAUUGUUACAAUGACCGUGUUCAGUUGUUCCAGUCGGGAGAAUUACAUGGCAUCACAGUAGCUGGAAGUACAUCGCUAAAUCCAACACUUACACUUCGUUGUCCAACUGGAAUUAUAUUAGAUGCUGAUAAAUAUUUAUUUAUUGUGGAUUUUCUCAAUAGUCGUAUUGUUGGUUCAGACUUGCAUGGUCUUCGAUGUUUAGUUGGAUGUUUUGGACAAGGAUCACAAUCCAAUCAAUUGGAUAGUCCAGUUAGUUUUAGUUUCGAUCGUUCUGGAAACAUGUUUGUUACUGAUCAAAGAAAUUCUCGAAUUCAAAAAUUUUUGUUGAUGAAAGAUUCUUUUGCUGUAUCAUUCAAUCAGCCAAAGUUUUGCCCAACAGCCUUUUGGAAUUCUAACGGAAUCACUGUUGCUAAUCAAUCAGUUGUUGGUCGAUAUCCUAACGCUUUUUUUGUGAACACAAACAAUACAGUUUAUGUCGCUAAUCAAGAAAAAAACGCAAUUGUAGUGUGGCAAGAAGGGAGUGUCAAUCCAACAAAGAUCAUUACCAGUAAUUUUGUAAUACCUUAUUCUCUCUUCGUGACAUCAAAUGGUGAUAUUUAUAUUGGUGAUGAAUAUGAGAAUGGCCGAGUACAAAGAUGGAGUGCAGAAUCAAAUAUGUUUGUCACAGUGAUAAAUGUCAAUUCACUAUGUGGCGGUUUGUUUGUCGAUAUCUAUGAUACUCUUUACUGUUCAAUGUUCAAUCAAGCUCAAGUAGUGAAAACAUCAUUAAAUGAUCCGAUGAUGAAUUCAAAUGUUGUUACGGCUGCAGGAAUAGGUAUUAGAGGAUCUGCUUCGAAUCAACUCGAUGGUCCUAUUGGAAUCUUUGUUGAUGUGAACUUGGAUUUAUAUGUGGCAGAUUGUAGAAAUAAUCGAGUUCAAUUGUUUCAGUCGGGAGAAUUACAUGGCGUCACAGUAGCUGGAAGUACAUCACUAAAUCCAACAAUUACACUUCGUUGUCCAACUGGAAUUAUAUUAGAUGCUGAUAAAUAUUUAUUUAUUGUAGAUUCUAGCAAUCAUCGUAUUGUUGGUUCAGACUUGAAUGGUUUUCGAUGUUUAGCUGGAUGUUAUGGACAAGGAUCACAAUCUAAUCAAUUGUCUGCUCCAUCCAGUUUUAGUUUCGAUCAUUCUGGAAACAUAUUUGUUAUUGAUUCAUAUAAUCAUCGAAUUCAAAAAUUUCAAUAUCUGGCAGAAUCAUGUGAUAUGUCAUCGGUGGUUGAAACAAUGUACUCAUCUGUAUUAACAUCAAAUCAUCCAAUAUAUCCACGUACUGGUUGUGAUAUUUCGUACUACUAUGAAGCCAUAAAAAUGCAGGUUUAUAAAAGUGGUCAUUAUAGUUUUAAUAGUAUGAGCAAUAUCAAUACAUAUGGCUACAUGUACGCAAAGUAUUUUGAUCCAUUUAGUCCGUCUGCAUAUUUAAUCGCCGAAGAUGAUGAGAGUUCCAGUAAUUCUCAGUUCAAUAUCAGUAUUCCCCUUGAGAUCAAUACUGAAUAUAUAUUGGUUGUAACAACAUUUAAUUCAAAUGUAACAGGACCAUUCUCAAUUCGUGUGUCUGGUCACGAUCGUGUCGGUCUCGAACGUUUAAUGGAUGAUAAUGGAUGUUCUGAUAAUCAAUUCAAACUCUUAAUUGCUCUUGAAGUCAAUACUAAAUACAUAUUAGUUGUAACAACAUCACGUGCAAAUGUUACAGGAACAUUUUCAAUCAUUGUGUCUGGACCAACAAACGCCAUUCUCGAACGUACUAAUAUUUCAUCUACAUCUAUAUCAACAGCAACUGCAUUCAUAGAUUCAUCACAAAAUGAAAACAUUUAUUCAGAAUGGGUAAUUAACGAAGUUGAUGGAUAA